Messenger RNA from Copidosoma floridanum, 876 nucleotides. Its product is annotated as glypican-6-like. The record is from RefSeq and is a predicted model, not a curated record. NCBI's taxonomy places the organism in Eukaryota, Metazoa, Arthropoda, Insecta, Hymenoptera, Encyrtidae.
AUGUACUUAACCAAUCUUUUCUUCGAAGAUGAAAUACCUAAGGAGCCUAUUCCAUCAAAAGAACUCAGAAUAUGUGGAGGAAUAAGCAGUGGUGGCUUGGUUUGCUGUACCUCAGACAUGGAGGAUCGCUUACAUAUGAAUGCAAAAGAUAAACAUGAUAAAGCAACAAAACAGACUCUUCAAUGACUGCAAUACAUAUUACAUACAAGGGCCAUUAAGUUUCAUGACUUUUUCAACAAGUUACUGAAGACAAGCAAAAGAAGUUUCCACGAGAUGUUUAAGAAGACAUAUGGUAUUUUAUGCGAACAGAACGCAAAUGUUUUUACAGAUUUAUUUGAAAAACUAGAAACAUACUAUACAAAAUGCUGGGGAAAUUUAGAUGAAGUUGUGAAUACAUUCUUUAACACUCUUUAUCAAAAAAUGUUUACUGUUUUGAAUAGUCAGUACAAAUUUGAUAAUAAGUACCUUGAAUGUGUGGGCCAGCAUAUGAAGGAAAUGAAACCAUUCGGUGAUAUUCCUCAGAAACUAGGAGUACCAAUAAGGCGCUCAUUUAUAGCUACUAGAGCCUUUAGUCAAGCUCUUCAGGUUUCGUCAAAAGUAUUUAAAAAAAUGCAACAGCUGAAAGCUACAGAUGAGUAUGAGUGUUCUGCUGCUCUCACGUGAAUGACGUUAUGUCCAUCAUGCAGCGGUAUUAACGAAAAAGUACUUGCUUGCAAUAAUAUGUGUGAAAAUGUAAUGAAAGGUUGUCUAACACAACACGCUGCAUUAGAUUCUGACUGGAAUCAAUUCGUUGAAGCUGUAGACAAAAUAGCAGAAAAAUUACUUGGACCAUUUAACAUUGAACAUAUGGUCCUUCGAUCAUUGCGGACUGACUAA